This is a messenger RNA of Rhinopithecus roxellana (golden snub-nosed monkey), 2190 nucleotides long. RefSeq names its product solute carrier family 49 member 3 (gene SLC49A3). Bases 63 to 1721 code for a protein of 552 amino acids. Gene Ontology annotation, molecular function: transmembrane transporter activity. Lineage: Eukaryota; Metazoa; Chordata; Mammalia; Primates; Cercopithecidae. Gene Ontology annotation, cellular component: membrane. Gene Ontology annotation, biological process: transmembrane transport. The transcript has 10 exons. The record is from RefSeq and is a predicted model, not a curated record.
CGGUCCCGGCCCACGCUGGAAGGUCCUUAAGCCCGGGAGGCCCGCGGGAGCGGUGGAGACCCAUGGAGCCGCGGACGAUGGCGGGACAGACGGGGGCAGACACGGGUUUGGCCAAGCCCGGGGCCCUGUGCGCACAACAGGGCCACCGCACCUACGCUCGCCGCUGGGUGUUCCUGCUCAUGGUCAGCCUGGUCAGCUGCUCCAACGCCAUGCUGUGGCUCAGCUUUGCACCUGUGGCUGACAUCAUUGCCGAGCACUUCGUCCUGUCCAUGGCGCAGAUCAACUGGCUGUCACUGGUCUAUCUCGUGGUAUCCACCCUGUUUGGCGUGGUGGCCAUCUGGGUCCUGGACUCCGUCGGGCUCCGUGGGGCGACCAUCCUGGGCGCGUGGCUGAACUUUGCUGGAAGUGUGCUACGCAUCGUGCCCUGCGUGGUUGUUGGGACCCAAAACCCAUUUGCCUUCCUCAUGGGUGGCCAGAGCCUCUGUGCCCUUGCCCAGAGCCUGGUCAUCUUCUCUCCAGCCAAGGUGGCUGCCUUGUGGUUCCCACAGCACCAGCGAGCCACGGCCAACAUGCUCGCCACCAUAUCAAACCCCCUGGGCGUCCUUGUGGCCAACGUGCUGUCCCCUGCGCUGGUCAAGGAGGGUGAGGACAUUCCGUUAAUGCUCGGUGUCUACGCCAUCCCUGCCGGCGUUGUCUGCCUGCUGUCCACCAUCUGCCUCCGGGAGAGCGUGCCCCCCACCCCGCCCUCUGCCGGGGCUACCAGCUCCACCUCAGAGAAGUUCCUGGAUGGGCUCAAGCUGCUGGUGCAGAAUAAGGCCUAUGUCAUCCUGGCUGUGUGCUUCGGGGGAUGCCUCGGGAUCUCCUACAGCUUCUCAACCCUCCUGCAGCAGAUCCUCUGUGCAAGCGGCUACUCCAAUGGGUUUUCUGGCCUCUGUGGAGCUCUCUUCAUCGCAUUUGGGAUCCUGGGGGCGCUGGCUCUCAGCCCCUACGUGGACCGGACCAAGCACUUCACUGAGGCCACCAAGAUCGGCCUGUGCCUGGUCUCUCUGGCCUGCAUGGCCUUUGCCCUGGUGUCCCUGCUGCAGGGACAGAUGUUUGCCUUGGCCACCACCUGCUCGCUCCUUGGGCUCUUUGGCUUCUCGGUGACCCCCGUGGCCAUGGAGUUGGCAGUCGAGUGUUCCUUCCCCGUGGGGGAGGGGGCUGCCGUAGGCCUGAUCUUUGUGCUGGGGCAGGCCGAGGGAAUACUCAUCACGCUGGCGAUGAUAGCACUGACUGUGCAAUGCCUGGAGCAGUCCUUCUCCACCUGCCAGCAGGGGGAGGAUCCACUUGACUGGACAGCUGCAUCCUGGUACUCUUCUUCCACACCUCAUACCGGCGCCUGCAGGCAGAGUCUGGCAAGUCCUCCUCCACCCAGAAUGCGUGCCCAGGCGCCAAGGACCAGGAGUCCCCGCCGUAAACUACCCCUUGAGGCCCCAGCAUGGCACUCCCAGCUUGGAAGCUCAGGGCCAGCUCAUUCCUGGAGCCGCUUCUCUGGGCCCUGCCUCCUCCUCCCAGAGCCCCAAGACGCAGAGACUGACCAGGGACGUGUGGUGAAGGGGAGGCAGGAUCGGGUCACCCGGGCUGUGCCCACCACGCCAGACAGCUGGGCGCAGGGACCCAAGGCGUUCGGCGCACUAAGGGCCUGCGGAGAGCCCCUGGGCCCGAGACUGAUGCGAGGCUGAGAGAGAGGGCUACUGCUGUGUGGACCUGGACCAGGCAGGACGGCCGUGGGCGGUGCAGACUCAAGGUGGGGUGUGGACUGAGGGGGAGCGGGAAGGGCUGGGGUCCUGAGGCCCAGCAGGGCGACUCCGGAGUGCAGGGCGGGGGGCCUCGCUAGAGGACCCCAGAGGGCCCCAGAGCCCCCACCCUGUCUGCUGCCGAGCGACUCCUCGCGCGCAGGGCCCAGCAGCCACGGACGCGCCCUCCCGCCCCGGCGGACUCGCAGGCAGGAUCCUAGCGUCCAGGUUUAUUGACCAGGCCGGGCCUCACUCCUCCUUUUCCUCCCCGUGGGUGAUCACGUAGCUCAGCGCCUUGUAGUCCAGGUUGCCCGCGGCAUCGAUGGAGGCGAACUGGAACAUCUGGUCCACCUGCGGGCGGGGGCGAAAGGGCCCCCUGCGGGCUCCGGGAGCGAAAUACAAACGCGCACCUGCA